CUGUUUGCUAAGCUGCAGGCCGUGAAGGCUGAAAUCCAUGACAUCCAGGAGGCACACAUCAAGGAGCGCCAGGACCUGGAACAGAACCAGAACGAACUCACCAGGGACCUCAAACUCAAGCAUCUGAUCAUUGAGAACUUCAUCCCCUUAGAGGAAAAGAACAAAAUAGUCAACAGGGCUUAUUUUGAUGAGGAGGAUGAAUACUGGAAAAUGAAGCCCAUCACACGCAUGGAGGAUGACCAUCAGAUGAUGACCAGGCCUCUUUCUGCAGUCGGCUACAGGAGGCCUCUCAGUCACCACGCUCGCAUGGCCAUGAAGAUGGUUAGGCCUGACCCUAGAUACAAA
Plectropomus leopardus (leopard coralgrouper) is the source of this 345-nucleotide messenger RNA. Lineage: Eukaryota; Metazoa; Chordata; Actinopteri; Perciformes; Serranidae. The record is from RefSeq and is a predicted model, not a curated record.